This is a messenger RNA of Strongylus vulgaris, 192 nucleotides long. NCBI's taxonomy places the organism in Eukaryota, Metazoa, Nematoda, Chromadorea, Rhabditida, Strongylidae. The record is from the annotation of a GenBank genome assembly.
AUGUCUCUUCUUGGCCAAGUGAACUCGCUUUUAAGCUAUCUGCCGGAGCUACCUUUUCCGAAGAAAAAGUCGUGUGCUUCCGUGGCUCCUCCAGUCAUCAGCCAAUCGUCCUAUCACUUUGCUGACAUGUCAUCGAUAGUUCGUAUUGCUGGAUUAUCAGGAGCUAUGGCAGUAGCACUGGGAGCCUACGGA